UAUUGCUGAUCGCUGUUGGACAUUAGGAGGGACCUUUAAAUAGUAAAGCAUCUGUUUAACUAAGACUCAGAAGUUAAACUGGCUAGUACUCAAAACUUAAAUUUUGUUUUGAGUAAAGAAGCAACAUUUCUCACCAGAGUGGCCCUUGAAGUAGCAUGCAAGACAAAUGUGUGGUAUAAAAGAUACCAGUCCAACUAAUAUCCUGCAGAUGGCGCUAUUCAACUCAGGUGCAAAUUAUUAGAGCCUUAAAUAAAGGCAAAAACAUACUGUCCAGUGUCUAUUUGCAUAUUGUCCAAUACAGAUACAUGAUAAUGAUGUUUACAUUCUUAUGAUUUCAUAUUCAACACCAUACUGAAUACGAUAUCAAUGUUUUGCCUGCUCUUCCGAGUCACGUGAUCGUUGUUAUGGAAGUUCUCUUGCCGUAAACCCGCAGCUGCUGCCGGACCACGGUGAAACUGUUGUGACAGGAGUUGGCGGUGACGUUGGCGCAUGCGUUAGCUCGGUUAGCCGUUUGUCUCUCAGGUUAAACUGUCAUUUCAGCAACACGGAGGAUGUAACGUUUCCCAGCUUGAUCGUUUAACAUUAGAAAAAACACUUAUCAGUUUCAAACCUGCUCUACACCGGCGGACAUACUCUUAUUUCGAGAGUGUUAAAGACAAAAAGGAGGCGUUGGUGUUUAGUCUGCAGGAAACCAUUUUAAGAUUUUCAAUGCAUCCGACACAUAAGGAUACACUCGCCUUGCUAGCUUAACGCAGCUAGAUAUACCGUCUGUGCCGUGGAUGGGUCCGCAGUAUAAGGUGUUUCUGGAAGAUUCGGUGACCAGUGCUUAGGGAGCAACAUGGAUACAGCCGAAGAAGGUAAAUAACCUGAAGUGUCGCUUGUUGCUUCUCGAUAAUAGUUAGUUAAGUAGCAUUAGCUCCUGUGUAUCACCGAUAACCGGGUGCUGAGGUGGCCUGCUACCUUAGCCCCUUAUAGCAUAGCCCCGUAGCCUGUUCGAGCUCUGCUGAAAUGUGAUGACUGUUUAACACUAUCUUAACAAGCGAGCUCAAUAUUAGAUUUCAUUGUGGAGUAAAGAGUGGAGAAAGGCCAGAAGUUACUGUUGAUGUCACCACUCUCCUAGAUAAGAAGUCUCCUGAACUUACUUCCUUACGCUUAUCUUAGUGUGUUACACAGUCAGCUUUGCGCUUCUGUAAUAGCUCCUCUGUACAAAUAGACACCUGUCAGUUAACACCUAUCCAACUAGGGCACCCCUGUUUUAAAAGGCUUUGGUAAUAUGUGUGUGUGUGUGUGUGUGUGUGUGUGUGUGUGUGUGUGUGUGUGUGUGUGUGUGUGUUUUGUCUGUGUCCAGCGGAUAUUUGUCGUGUGUGCCGCUCCGAGGGGACCCCAGAUAAACCCCUGUACCAUCCCUGUGUCUGCACUGGCAGUAUCAAGUUUAUCCACCAGGAAUGGUAAGUGUGUUAUUACUGUCACACUGAACUCCAACACCUGUUCCUAAAAGUCCUUUCUAACUUUAAUAAAUAUUCACAUGACUACUGCCAUGAUUGUGAGCACACCUGCUGAGGUUGGCUGAUACCUGUUCCAAAUGUUUAACUUUCAUAUAAGUUUCUCCAAAAUAAACUUAAUGUGUAAAUAGGGAUGUGCCGAUAUACGAUUUAAUCGCGAAAUGCGAUAUUAAACGGCUGCGAUGAUGAAAUCGUAGAGUACUGUACUAAUCGUUCCACGACUAUAAUUUACUCUUCACUCAGAGGAGGCGAGCUAAGCCAAGUACUUACCAACCUAACCCGCUUGUAGUCUUACCCACGGUGUCAAAGCCUCAGUAGCAAAAUGUACAAACAAACCACCACAAAAGUAGUCCCAAAUCCAAAACAAACUCUCGAAUGAAGCCAGCCUAACAACAACGGGAACAUUAAAAGAGAAAAUGAAGAAAUUUUACAACAAAAUGCGUGGCCACCCAAAGCACUGUUGGAGCAUGUCCACUCUGUGAACCGGAAACAGUUUGAAGAAGAAAAAAAAAGGUGACACACACGCUCCAACUUCCUACCAACGUAACGAUGCAGCCGGGCCAAGAACAGUCGGAGACUGAGAAUGACGAAACACCUCGGCUGUAACCUACUAUUAAAAAGGUUCCGUCGGCAGUAUGGACGUUUUACGGCUUCAGAAAACAGACGGAGCAGGUAAACCUGACACCAAUCUGCAGGUUACGCCGUAAGGAAGUUGCAGCGCCGUUGUCUAAUACUUCAAACAUAUGUGCCCACCUCCGUGAACACCAUCCAGCAUCGUUAGCCCAAAUCAGGGUAAAAACAACAUGACUGCAACAAGUUUGGUCUACUCUACUGCUUAUUAUUGACGUUAGUGAUGUUUUUGCUAACUUUAGCUCCAAAAAGCUAAUGCUCCCAACGUCGCGUUAGCUGCCAUUUGCUCAUAUUGUUUGUGCGUGUCAUGCAGUGCACAGAGAAGUGAUUUCACUGUUUUUUGCCAUUUCCAAUAACGUUAAAAGCAAAGCGCUAAUAUCGUGAUAAUAUCGUGAACUGUGAUAUUUUGGGCCACCAAUAUCAUGAUAUCAAAUUUUUCAUAUCGGCACAUGCUUAUGUGUAAAUCAGAUUGUAAAGGUUGUAUUUGACUCAGAGUUGCACAGGAAAGAAAUCACGUAUCGUCUUUUUCUCACACCACAUAAGUUUGUGCAUCCAGGUAUUAUGUAUUGAAGCAGAAUUCAUAGCUGAGGCAAAACCGAGUAAAUACAGUCUUAAUUAAAAGUCAGCAGGUUGCUUUUAAUCCAGCAGUCUAAAUAAAGAAGCCAGGAUGUGUGUUUACAUGCUUCCAUUAUAAUAGGAUUGAUGCAGCUGAGUGAUUUGUUGUAUUGCAAAGUAAUUGGAUAACAUGGGGCAUAAGCUGCACUGCCUGUGAUUAUUCUUGUCAUGUUGGCAUAUGAAUAAGUAGAAGAAUCAAAAGGAUACAGACCAGGCACACCCUCUCUCACAUCCAGGCUGCACAGUGCCUCACAAUACUCAUCUCAGGUGUGGUAUUGGCCUGAUGAAAACAAUACCAGGCCCUGCAGGUAGUUUUGGGAUUGUGCUGUGUUCUCAUCUGCCCUGUGUUUGGGUGUCACAGGCAACAAGAGGGUCAGGUGCAUGGAAAUCCCCGGGGCAGGAGGCCUGGAUUGUUCUAUGGCAAUUGUUUAACCUCAUUCUGUAUUCAUAUCAGUCCACAGUCAUCCCAACAAAGUUAGAAUAGCAGUCUUUUGUAUAAAGAUAGUGCAAUUGUGGUGAAUGUAUGCAGGCGACAGAACACCUGUACCUUGUUUAAUGCUUUUUUGUGGGGUACUUUAAAAAGCAUAAUAAAGUAAUUUAUAGAUAAGUGUUACACUGUUUAGCACUUUGUUAGAGAUGAGGGAAUUUGAGGUCAUUUUACGACCUUUGCAGCACCGUUGUGACUCGAAAAGGAUGUAAAAUGCGUUCUGUCACAGGGAGAGAUGAACAUAUUGCUGAGCUAUAGCACAUCGAACCUUGUGAAUGUUUAAUAAGUCAGCCUGAGCGGAAACCUGAAGUGAUGUAAGGUGAAGCGAAACUUAAGCAGAGCUCUGUUAUGUGUUGGUCCCAUGACACAGACCCUUGACGAAAACAUACGUGUUGGAUUCAGCUGGUGUUACGCUCCUCUUACAUAACCGUUUAGUUAAUCCUGGAGAGUAAUCACAAAGAGUUGGGAUUUUGUUAUUAUGGUAACGUGCAAGCAUAAAUAAGUCCAGUGAUAAGAAAUAUACUCUUUUUGUUAAGUGUUAUCAACAAAGGUGAGUGUUUAACCACAACUGAAAUAUGAUAAGUGCGCACUGUAUGGGUCUGUAAGUUCAGGCAUCAGGCCGUUGUCAGACAUCAGUAAUUGGUUUAUUUUACAUUCCAGACGGUUUUAAAUCCAUUACGCAGAAUAUUUCUGUGGACUGUACAUAGAAGAGUCCCAAUAAGCUCAAGUCUUUGUAGAUAGAGUGUGAAGAUGCAAAUGUCGAAAUAGAAACUUUUUAAAGUUCAAAACAUGACCACACACACUGUUGUUUUAUAAUUCUGAUUCAUUUAAAAGACUGCUUUUUCUGUCCUCAUAAAACUGCUCAUUCUUUAUAUUGUUGAAUUUUAACCACAAGUUUGAUGUUCUCAAUAUUUGCGUUACAGUUUGGUCCAGUGGCUCAAGCACAGCAGGAAGGAGUACUGUGAAUUAUGCAAGCACAGAUUUGCUUUCACACCCAGUAAGUACUUAUGACAGUGAUGGAUUAUCUGCUUGAACAUAUUAAACAGACUGAAGUAUCCUUCAAGAAUCUUAAAAGUUGAGCCAUAUGGGUCCACUUUGUAUCAGUCUUUUUACAAACACGACUAUUAAUUUUGAUCAAGUCAUUUGUUUUGCUGUUACUCAACUAUGUGUAAUACUCAGGAAGUUAUGUCAGUAUUUUAAUGAAGUGUUUAGUAAAAUCUUUCCCUCUUUGUUUUUUUUUAGUUUACUCCCCAGACAUGCCCUCACGUCUGCCCAUCCAGGACAUCUGUGCCGGCCUGCUGACCAGUGUGGGCACAGCCAUCCGCUACUGGUUCCAUUACACUCUGGUGGCCUUCGCAUGGCUCGGGGUGGUUCCUCUCACUGCAUGUAAGUAGUAUGAUGAGGAUAUACUCUUAUAGUGUGAACCACCUUUCUUUAAAUCCUUAUCAGAUAUUUCCUUUUAGAGCACAAUUCACUCUAUUCUGGCCUUUAUUGUUGGAGCCAUAAAACAAUGGCGGGAUAAACAUUUGACUCAGUUUUAUCAGGUUGCUUUGUUCAUCAGAUUUGAUAAUUUAUACACAGGGUAUUGUGAUUGAUCAUAGUCCUUUUUAGUCCCCCGCUCUGUCCCAGUAAGGGUUAAAGGAAAUGCACUUGUUGCACAUAACACAGUUGUGUAUGGAAUGAACAUGAUGUAAGCGUUACACAUCAGCUCAUGGUCAUGGUUUAACUCCAUCAAGAGAAUUACAGCUCUUGUGCAGCUUCACGGCAGGCAAUGAUGUGAGAGCUCUAGGCUAUGUUAAUCCCCCUUUUGUGUGUAAACAUUGUCGGCAAUGUCGAUCUUUUGAAGACUCAUGUUAUGUAAGGUAACUCUUUUGAGAAGUUUUAUAUAAAUUUCAUCUGGUCUUUCUGUUUCAGGUCGCAUCUACAAGUGUCUGUUUACAGGCUCUGUGAGCUCUCUUUUGACACUGCCAUUGGACAUGCUCUCAACGUGAGUGAACAAAACACAAUUUUUCAGCAUAUGAGGCUACACCAAGCUUAGUUAACUGAUUUCUGUGCACAUGUAAUCCCUAGCUAGCUCUAAAGGGGCCUGUAUAUUGUUUUUGUUCAUGGAUAUAUGUUGAUUCUCAUACUUUUGCAGAGAGAACCUGCUUGCAGAUUGUCUACAGGGCUGCUUUGUGGUUACCUGCACGCUUUGUGCAUUCAUUAGUCUGGUAUGGCUCAGAGAACAGAUAGUUCAUGGUGGCGCCCCUCAGUGGUUGGAGCAGCAUCCGCCACCACCUCCAAAUGCAGCCGGACAGGCCAAUGAGGUACUUUCUUGGAGUUGUUGCAAAGACUGUCAGCUCUGUAAACCAGGCGAUGUGACAAGACAGCAGAUUUUAGCAUCCUCUCCUCUCUCCCUCAGCCCCAGGCUGCAGGUCAGGGAGCAGCUGAUGAGCCCCCCGCAGCUCCACCACCUCCCGCUGAUCCACCAGCCCAGAAUGAAGCAGAGCCUGAGCCCCCUGAUGUCCCCCCAGACCAGGGUGAUGACCCCGAGCUGGAAGAAGAGGAGGGAGCAGCAGCAGAGGAUGCUGACCCCAACAAUGGAGCACAAGGUGGGGAUUGGAUAAGGAACUUGUAUCUAGUUUAGUGAUGAUGCCAGUGACCCAGAGUGUGACAUUUCUGCUCUGGUAGCUGAAGUUUUAAUCCAAACUUUUUCCAUCAGUAUUUAAAUAGCAUUUUUUUAAAUAGUUGUAUAAGCACGAACACACUUCCCCAUUGUGCUUGGCCACGUCACACUUUCUGGAGACAUGUCUGACUGCCAUACAUUGCAAAACUGCUGACACCACAAAACACAAAGAAAGUGUUUCACUUCAUGCUCAAAUGAAAUGGAGCAGAAUGUCAUCAAUUAAGGUUUUCCCAAAUACUUUUCCUGCAGUAAAGCCAACAAACAACACUACCAGCUGAGCAAUUUAGUAUAAAAGCCUAAGCAGCCCUACAACAAAAGAAUAAUACCAUCCUAGCCUGUUCACAAUAGUCCCAUUUGUCAGUUUGCAAAAUCAACACAAUUAAUUUGAGAAUAAUCCAACCUUGUGUCCAAAUGUUACCCAAAGCUCUCAUAUCACACUCAUUUGUUUUGCUGUAGCUUGGUUAAUGGGCUGAUUUUUGCAGCAGGCUCUGAGAAAGGGCUGGUAAUGAAUUGUGAUUGUAUUAUCCAUUAUUCCAGCCGAGGGGCGUCAUGACAGCUAAAUGGCUGCAGUGGAAAACUCACAAUAGGUUGCUCUGCACUUCAGGGCUGAUAGAUUGUACCAGAGCAGAAUAAAUAAUGCAACAGCAACAACCUUUUAAGUAUUACUGUUCUGUUGCUAAAAGGCAACUCAAAAACAUUUGAGCUAACACACAGGAACUGUGCUGUCUUCAGACGGUGCGCUGUUUUGCUGGGGCCAGAUCUGUUUGGAAUUAAUGGCUUCAGAUCAAUAGCGUGUCUCUAAAUACUUUGAAGCUGCUGAGUGCUGUAAAUGUAUUGCUUGUUAUUGUAUCCCAUGUAUAAAUGUCCCUUUUUUUUUAAGAUGACAUGAACUGGAAUGCUUUGGAGUGGGACAGGGCGGCAGAGGAGCUCACCUGGGAAAGGGUAAUAAUGCAAGACAUCAGUGCUAAACUGUACAUAACUCACAAUCAGAGGUUUUCUUACGUCUUUGCUCACAAAUUACCUUUUCUGUUUAGAUGCUCGGUCUGGAUGGUUCACUGGUGUUUCUGGUAAGUCGUAUUUCAGUUAUUGUCAUGGGGCUAGCUGUUUUAGCAUUUUUUACAGGUCAUGAUUUUAAUUUUAGAUUUCCAAACUGAAAAACUUAAAAUGUUAUAUGUGAUGGAUUUGCUGUUUAAAGCCCCUAUAAGGAGUUUUUAACCGAUUUAAACAGACUGAAAUGAACACUGAUGCCUCUUUAAGACCUACAAAAGCUAACAAUACCAUCAGUAUAAAGACUGACAAGUUUUAACAAAUUAUUUCUAAUGUCUAAAACCACUGCCAGGGGUAAGUGUCAGGCAAAACAAUUACCUGCAUUAUUUGCAUUUGUCAUAAACCUGACUGUUUGAGUAAGGCAGGGUGAAUCACUAUUUACACGUGUACAGGUCAAGAUCAGCAGAGGGAUAAAUGGCACCGCUUUGUCCAUCUGGGGUGUUAAAAUCAACACAGACUGUAGGUUCCUAGCAGAAGCAUCAAGUCCCACCAGUUUUGACUCAUGUCCUUGUCUUUCAGGAGCAUGUGUUCUGGGUGGUGUCUCUGAACACUCUCUUCAUCCUGGUCUUUGGUGAGUAGAUGACAAGAGGAUGUUUCCAAAGCAUAAAUAAGGACUGAUUGUUUUACUCAAAGUUCUUUAGAGGUUAUCUGUGUAUUUCUUUUAUUUAUGAACUGCAAUGGCUAACAUGUGCUUGCUUUCCUCAUGCAGCAUUUUGCCCCUACCACAUCGGUCACUUCUCUGUCGUUGGUCUUGGAUUUGAGGAAUAUGUAAGAAAAUUCUCUCAUUGAUUUAAAGUUGAAAUAUUGUUCCUCUUCUUCAGUAAUCAGUUAUUUGACUACAACUUUGUACUCUCUUUAGGUCCAAGCCUCCCACUUUGAGGGCUUAAUCACAACCAUAGUGGGCUACAUACUCCUGGCCAUGACGCUCAUCCUUUGUCAUGUAUCCUUUUCACAACAGCAUCAGUCCACCUGAAUUACAGCAGUAUUAACAGGCUAGCCAUGAAGCAUUGUGGAGUUCUGUACAGUACUUGAUCGAGCGUACUUACUUGAAAAUUAAUGGAAGUCAACAAAAAUGUUAAAAGCUGUAGGGAGUCUGAUGAUUUAUCCCCCUUCCUACUGCAGUUGUGAGGGUCUCCAAGAUCCAAGUCCACCAAAAGAUUUAAUUUAAGCAAAUUAUAUCCAUACGAAGGUAGCAUUGAGUCACCCAGGAUCACAGCAUUGAGUCGCCAUGACAACCCUGGACUGGAGUUCUGCCAUGUUUCAAAGGCAUAUGUUGCAUAUGAGAUUUAUUUUAUGUGUCUCAGUCAGUUUGUGUAAGCUUUGUUGAUUCUUAACGGCUGUCUCAGGGACUAGCUGCUCUGGUCAGGUUCCAGCGCUCCAGACGUCUCCUGGGAGUCUGCUAUAUUGUUGUCAAGGUAACAUCUCCAAGUUGUGGAAAUGAGGACAGCAGUAUUUACUCACUGUGAUUUAUGACCUGAAUGUUCCACUGAAUCUGUACACCAAAUCUGGAGAAACGCAAUGCUUAAAUCACAUUCAGGCCAGAGGUGGAUGUGCUGUUCUGGAUGUACCUUUCUCGUUUGUUUUCAGGUUGUGUGUAAUGAUACUGAGGUGUGCCUCUGCUUCCUCUCCAGGUGUCUCUGCUGGUUGUCGUGGAGAUUGGUGUUUUUCCACUCAUCUGUGGCUGGUGGCUUGACAUCUGCUCCUUGGUUAGUAAACUGAACCUUCCAUGUUUUUCAUCUUCCCAAUGAUAUUUGAGUGAAUACUGUUUGGAUGUUUUUGCACAUUCGCUCUUUGCCCUGUAGAGGCGUGUGUUGCACUUGCCGUUUAACAGGGUUGUCCAGCAUAAACACAGAGACAGAUGCUGUUAAUUACAGACUUUGUACAUUAGUAGAGGUAGAAAAACAGCUUGGAUGAUGAGAGAGUCGCAUAUGUCUCUGUGUCGUUGUGCACACUCUCCACCUCUGAAAGUCUGUGUCAGCAAAAUUUCGCUUUUGAAAGUUCCCCCCUGUCUCCAGUGGCCUCCUCAGCUUCUCCACCUGUGCUGCUCUUCCUUAAUUAGGGGGUAGGAUUUUUGCACCUCAGCCUGUUUCAGAGCAGGUGGAGCUGUUUACAGAGGAAAUACAUGGAGAGAUGUUUAAAAGUGAACAGCCUUACCUGAGAAGCCUGCUUGGGAAGAGAGGAGAGAGAGAAAACAGAGGAUCCAAACCAAUAUAAUUAUCUAGACAACUCCACUUCAACCAACUGAACACUAACAGCCGAUUUGAGUCCAUCUGAAAGCAUUUAUUCUAACAUUUGUCUUUUUCAUCCUGUAGGAGAUGUUUGAUGCCUCCCUGAAAGACCGAGAGUUAAGUUUUAAAUCUGCCCCUGGUACCACCAUGUUCCUGCACUGGCUGGUGGGAAUGGUUUAUGUCUUCUACUUUGCUUCUUUUAUCCUGCUUCUGAGAGAGGUGAGACCCUGAUGGAGAAAAAGAGCAGAAACAUAAAAAGAAAUUUUAAUUAGUUACCAUAAAGAUAUACUGAUCUAUGAUUUUUUUUUUUUAAGUAAUGAGGGAAACGGGACUCCUUUCAUUAUUACUGAUCUUAUUUUUGUCCAUUAGGUGCUGAGGCCGGGCGUGCUAUGGUUUCUGAGGAACCUCAAUGACCCAGACUUUAACCCAGUGCAGGAGAUGAUUCAUCUGCCCAUCUACAGACACCUGCGGCGCUUCAUCCUGUCUGUGGUGGUGUUUGGCUCCAUUGUGUUGCUCAUGCUGUGGCUUCCCAUCAGACUGAUCAAACUGCUGCUGCCCACCUUCCUCCCAUACAAUGUCAUGCUCUACAGGUGAAUACAUUAAAGCUUCUGUGAAAGGCGUCAAACCCACGAGAAUCAGAGGUUUUGUUCUGUGUCAGCAUUCGGUUCACAUUCAAACUACUAUUUUAAAGAGUCCUUCUCUCUCGCCUUAGUGAUGCACCGGUCAGCGAGCUGUCUCUGGAGCUGUUAUUACUUCAGGUUGUGCUGCCGGCUCUGUUGGAACAGGGACACACUCGCCAGUGGCUGAAAGGCCUGGUCAGGGCCUGGACUGUUAGUGCUGGAUAUUUACUGUAAGUCAAUAUAUCAUUUCACUUUUACACAUCCGGGGGUGUUAAAGAGAUCACUUUAUUCUGUUGGGAUAGAUUUUCCUUCUAUCGACACAACAUUUCCUCACAAAGCCACUGAUUGUUCGUGAUAUAAGCGUCUUUAACCAAACCUAUCUUUACCUCCACAGAGACCUCCACUCCUACCUCCUCGGGGAGCAGGAAGACAAUGAUGCCAAUCAGCCCGUGAACAAUAACAACAAUAACAACCCUCCUCCCGGUCACCAUAACAACAACAACAACCCUGCUCCAGCCGUCGGCGAGGGACUGCAUGCCGCCCACCAGGCUAUUCUACAGCAAGGGGGACCAGUGGGCUUCCAACCUUACCACAGACCCCUCCGCUUCCCAUUCAGGGUGAGUGCAGAUUCUGGAGAAAUCUAAUGUGACAUUCUUCAAAAUGAUAAAGUGAAGCUGAUGGCAAGACAAUGAAUCAAAAAAGCUGUUUCAUCGAACCACAAGCUUACAGUGCUACUAAACAUUCGUCAAUAAGAAGAAAAUGGAUCAACUUGAACUCCAAAUAUGCUGAAUUUAAGCAUAAGUACAGCUAAAAUAGAGGCUGUAGGCAUUUUUCUUCAACAUUAUUGUUUGUAUUCUUAAUUUUGUGUUUUCUUUUUUCCUCCUCAGAUCGUGUUGCUCAUUGCUUUCAUGUGCAUCACUCUGCUUGUGGCCAGUCUGGUGUGCCUAACCCUACCAGGUGAGAUUUGGCGGCUUAAAGCACAACCAGCAAUUCAUUUCCUACUUUGCGAAUCCACACCCAAACCAUAAUGAAAGGGUGACUCUAAAUAUAAACACAGGCCUCUGCUGUUUGAAGCGGUUCUUUUGAGUUCUAACUCAAACAGUGAUUCUCCUCCUUGUCAGCCAAAGCUAAGGAUCACUGUAAAAAUAGCGUCAGAGUGAUCAUUUCAUGUUCUUUUUGUGUUUCAGUAUUCACCGGGCGCUGGCUGAUGUCCUUCUGGACUGGAAGCUCUAAAAUCCACGAGCUGUACACAGCAGCCUGUGGCCUGUAUGUGUGCUGGCUGUCCAUCCGUGGGGUCACCGUGCUACUUGCGUGGAUGCCCCAGGGGCGUGCCGUCAUCCUCCACAAAGUCCAGGAGUGGACUCUCAUGGUAGGACUGAGCAGACUCUGGCUAGAGAGAAGUAAAACUAGGCAUUGGAGACAUCAUAGUGAUUGUUUUCUCUUUGUACAUGUAGAUUCUGAAGACCCUGGUUGUAGCUUUGCUGGUUGCUGGAGUUAUCCCUCUACUACUGGGCCUGCUGUUUGAACUGGUCAUUGUGGCCCCACUCAGGGUACCCCUAGACCAAACACCCCUCUUCUACCCUUGGCAGGUAUGAUUAUAGGUCUGGGUUGUGUCUGAAAAAUUGCAAGAAUUUUUUGUGGCGAGUUGCAUGUGUGAGUAAAAACCACCAAAAAUUUCACCCCGGCUUCACCUGGACUUUCUUGUGCAAGAACCAGAGUGAGUCAGUGUUAGAAUGCAGCAAAAAAAUAGUUUUGAAAAAUUGAGCAACUGGGGGAGAUGUCAUUUCCAUCUUGCAGUUAGUUAGAGCCAAGAAAGAUUGCCAUGUAACGGGUUAAACAAGAACAUUCACGGUCCAAGAAAGAGGUCAUUUCUAGCAAAGAUGUCUGCACAUUUGUCCAAUUGCAGAUAAAUCUUCACAGCACAGUUAUCUAUUACCUCUUCUGUCGUCAUGUUGUAAGCAAUAUAUUGUUGCUUCUGGAGUUGCUUUGCAUGUCAUGUUCAGCCUCUGUCACCCACUCUCAUCUGACAGGUAAAGCCUGUGAGAGACAUGUAUGAACAAGCAUCUUAGGAGAGCCCCUGAAACUUUCUAAAAACUUAAUGAGAAUAUAUGUGACAGACAUCUGUCUCCUUGAUCCCAUAUACAUAUCCAUUGAUUGUCCGACUGGUUUUCUACAGGACUGGGCUCUAGGAGUGCUCCAUGCCAAAAUCAUUGCUGCUAUCACUCUGAUGGGCCCUCAGUGGUGGCUGAAGACUGUGAUCGAGCAGGUGGGUGUUAGACAGAUACUUUAAAUUUACAUAUUCAACCAUGUAAUAGUCAAAAGAUGUUUUUGUUUUCUUUCUAAGUAUCCUGAGUCUGUGAAUGCAGUUGAAAUUGUAGUUUGUUUUGUUUGGGGUAUACAAAAAUAGCAGUAGGGCUGUUGAGUGUUGGAUCCUAUCUUCUAUAGCAGAAGCAGGGAUACAGUUCUGAUUUUCAAAUAAAGUAAGAAAACUAUAAACUUUCCAUCUUAGGUUUAUGCAAAUGGAAUUCGCAAUAUUGACCUGCAGUUCAUCAUCCGUAAACUGGCUGCUCCGGUCAUCUCAGUCCUGCUGCUGUCCCUAUGUGUGCCGUAUGUAAUCGCUGCUGGAGUUGUGCCUGCUGUGGGUGAGUGUCCUGAUUCAUAUGUAAACCAAUGACCAUAUCAGCAAAUAUUAUGUGUAAUUGUAGAAACAAGUAUCACAAAGCAAGGGGAGUGGAGCACUAGCCUCACCCAGUAAAAGCACUCAGAUUAUUCACUUCAAUGAGUAACAGAAUAGAAAGAAUAAGAUGUCCCUGAGAUAUUCUGUACCUUCUUAUAUCAGAUAACUGUUGCAGAGACUGCUCUGACUGCAAAGGCGACACUCCCUCCCACAGUUCAUAACUAAAGUGUGUGCUUUCACAGGAGUCACCCCAGAGAUGGAGAUUCUGAUGCAGAGGAGAAUCUACCCAUUCCUCUUGAUGGUGGUCUCACUCAUCGGCAUCUUGUCCUUCCAGAUCAGACAGUUUAAACGCCUUUAUGAACACAUCAAGAAUGACAAGUAAGGAUGUGGACCCUGUUUUAAAAAAUAUUGUUUGGUGUGCUGAGUAGAAAAAUCUUAAAAUCUCAAGUUUAACAUUGUGGUUCUUCCUCUCUUCACAGAUACCUGGUUGGACAGAGACUUGUCAACUACGAGCGGAAAGCUGGGAGAGCAAGCUCAGUCCCACCUUCCAACCCUGUGGCAGAAUAGAUUUUUGUGUCAAACAACGCCACAUUUUUUCACCUGUUACCCCGCAUUCACCCAUCUUUCCACCUUUACCCCCCAACCCUUUUUGAUUUUCAACCCAGUCCUCGGACCCUAAUCCUUUUAUAUCUCCCCUGGAUCUCGGUGGAUUUGAUGGACGUCAUUCAGUUUCUUGAAUCUCCCUUCUAUGCCCAUCUUUGGUGGGUAAGGGAAAUGUAUUAUAGUCAUGGGACAGCAGAGUGGCCAAUCCCCCCCCCAAAGACAGACGGAGUGGCAGGAGGGCGAGGGGUUAGAGGUUUGAUUUGAAGCUCAACAUCUGUAUUGUCGUUCAUGCCUUGCUUUGUAAAGUGCUGCCUGAUAAUUGUACAUGUGUAAAUACUUUGAACGCAGACUUUGUCUUAAAAAAAAAAGACAGAUGUGGAUUAAUGCAAUGACCAUUGUACAUCUUAAAAGUGUAUGUAUAAUUUAUUAAAUCAAACUGACAAUUUAUCUGAACGAGUUCUCUUUGAAUAAGAGCGAUGGUCUCAACCAGGAAGAUGUUACGGUUUCCCAUCUCUAGGUAAUCUUGUCAUAUCAAUGUCCCACUUUAAUACAAUCAAUACAUCUCUGUUAAUGGUGUCAUCCUUUCAUCCUUUGGUAUAAGCGGAGAUUUCAGCACAAUUCCAAACCCCUCUGCAAGAACUUGAGGUAUCUCCUCAUCUUUAACCUCCCUGGUAGAAGUUUUGAUCCCGUGUGUCUCAGUGGGAAAAGUUGUGCUUGUCAGUCUGUGGCCAAUGAAGGUGAGCCUUCCUCCUGGCUUUAACACCGUGCAUAAUGACUUGCAGAAGAGGAUGGAGCACGGUGAGCUUUGGUGGUAUUCACACAUCUCUGCAAAGUCCUCCAGACACCGAGGUUUAAGGGUGAACUUGUAGAUCGUUUCCCAGUCUCCAUCCGGCUCUCUGAUCUCCUCCUGCUGCCACUCUACAAAGUGCAUCCCCUCCUCUUCUCUGAUCCGGUACAUCUUGUGGCCCUGCUUCUGGGGGUCACUGGUGUCAAGUGAAAGUGGGGAACUGUAGCCUUGGCUGCCGAACCCGCCAUCGCAGAGCCAGCGUUUCCCAUCUAAGGUCACAAGGAGGAUCAGAUGGUCAAAAGGUGGCCAGUAGAAACCUGUCUUCAGACACUUCACCUGCCCUGAGAGGAGGGUCACCUGGAAGCCGAGUUUGCGCAACAUCCAGGAGAAGAGACCGUUCGUUUCAUAGCAGAAACCUCCUCUGCGCUGGAUCACUAUCUUUUCAUAGAAAAGACGGAGGUCGAGCUGAACUCGCCCCCCACUGUGCACGGUCAGGUUUUCAAAGGGUACCGAGAGUUGGUGGUGGAGGUGGACCGAACGCAGCACAUCCAGGGUGGGUUCUGCUGGGCCUGAAUACCCAAUGCGAGUUAGAUAAGUCUUCACGUCCAUGUCAGGAGAAGUCAUUUUCUUCUUUUUUUUUCCAGAGUGGUAAACUACAAUCCCUUUUGUCCUCAACUUCGGUGUAGCACAGUCCAAAUUGCAAGCCUAUAAAGUUCGCUGGAUCAUUAACGAAAAUAUCCGAGAAGUUUCCGAACUUCUCCUUCCUUUUCGUUUUCUUGCUGGUGGUGCAUUGAGUCUAUAAUUUGUGGAGGAGAAGUCCCAAGCUCACCACGGCUGAGUCAGCCCCUGCUCCAAAACAUGUGAGGAUGACUAGUUAAACUUUUCAUUAACUACGGUGGCCGAGAACCGCUACUGCUGCAAAUAACAAAUAAAAAAAUUUAAAAAAAGAAGUCACAAUGGAAGUUACUGAUACAAAAAAAGAAACAGAAGCCUGUUGCAAAAAAAAAAAACAGUGCGGAUAAAAAAAAAGCCAAAGAGGAAGUUAACGACGCAAAAACAAAGUGGUGAUAGAAAAAAAAGUUACUAACUGUGAAAAUAAAAGAGUCACAAUGGAAGUGAGCUGCCAGGGACCAAUAAUGAUGAUGAACCGGUGUUUUAUGAUCCAGGCAUAGAAGACGAUGGCGAGAAGACAAGCUAAGGGGAAAGGUGAUUGUUUAAUUUCUCUUUGUGUCAUGUAGUUAGACCAUGCACUCAAGUCGAUAUGAAGUUGAACUGGAGCUAAUACUACCAAGGCAUCCUCCAGUUCAACUUCAUAUCGACUCAGACGCAACAUUGGCUCAUCAAAUAACACAUUAAAAAGCACACAAAGUGAAAUUAAACAAUAAACUUUCCACUUACUUCUGUGUGUGGUUUCGCGCCGUCGUCUUCUGUGUCUAGAUCGUAAAACACCGGUGCAUCAUCAUUAAUGGUCCCCAUCAGCUCACUUCGGUUUUGGCUUUUCUUUAUUUGCAUCUUUUUAAUUUCGCAGUAGUAACUUUUUUUUUUUUUGCAAAGUUUUUUUCAUCAUUAACUUCCGUUGUGGUUUCUUUCUUUCUUUUUUUGCAUUCUUUUUUUUUUGCAGCAGUGGUGGUUCUCAGCCACCGUAAAUAGCGAAGGGAAAAAAGUAGAGGAUGAAAAUUUAUAGGCGAAGGCGACUUUGUAAAGAAAAAUAAUUUCAACUUUUACAUUAAAUUAUUUCGAUAAGAACAACAUUUUAUUUAGGCCAUUAUUUCUUCAAAAUGCGUAUUUUCAGUGGUAAUGUUUUAUUUCAUACAAAACAGAUAAUUAUUUACUUCACUUUUAGUUUCCUUUCAUUUAUAAAAAAAAUAAUUAGAUAGAUAGAUAGAUAGAUAGAUAGAUAGAUAGAUAGAUAGAUAGAUAGAUGGAUAGAUAGAUAGAUAGAUAGAUCCUUGUCAGCCAAAGCUAAGGAUCACUGUAAAAAUAGCGUCAGAGUGAUCAUUUCAUGUUCUUUUUGUGUUUCAGUAUUCACUGGGCGCUGGCUGAUGUCCUUCUGGACCGGAAGCUCUAAAAUCCACGAGCUCUACACUGCAGCCUGUGGCCUGUACGUGUGCUGGCUGUCCAUCCGUGGGGUCACCGGUCUGCUUGCGUGGAUGCCCCAGGGGCGUGCCGUCAUCCUCCACAAAGUCCAGGAGUGGACUCUCAUGGUAGGACUGAGCAGACUCUAGAUAGAGAAGCGUAAAACUAUGCAUUAGAGACAUCAUAGUGAUUGUUUUCUCUUUGUACAUGUAGAUUCUGAAGACCCUGGUUGUAGCUCUGCUGGUUGCUGGAGUUAUCCCUCUACUACUGGGCCUGCUGUUUGAACUGGUCAUUGUGGCCCCACUCAGGGUACCCCUAGACCAAACACCCCUCUUCUACCCUUGGCAGGUAUGAUUAUAGGUCUGGGUUGUGUCUGAAAAAUUUCAAGAAAUUUUUGUGGCAAGUUGCAUGUGUGAGUAAAAACCACCAAAAGUUUCACCCCGGCUUCACCUGGACUUUCUUGUGCAAGAACCAGAGUGAGUCAGUGUUAGAAUGCAGCAAAAAAAUCGUUUUGAAAAAUUGAGCAACUGGGGGAGAUGUCAUUUCCAUCUUGCAGUUAGUUAGAGCCAAGAAAGAUUGCCAUGUAAUGGGUUAAACAAGAACAUUCACGGUCCAAGAAAGAGGUCAUUUCUAGCAAAGAUGUCUGCACAUUUGUCCAAUUGCAGAUAAAUCUUCACAGCACAGUUAUCUAUUACCUCUUCUGCCGUCAUGUUGUAAGCAAUAUAUUGUUGCUUCUGGAGUUGCUUUGUAUGUCAUGUUCAGCCUCUGUCACCCACUCUCAUCUGACAGGUAAAGCCUGUGAGAGACAUGUGUGAACAAGCAUCUUAGGGACAUUUUGAGAGCAGAGCCCCUGAAACUUUCUAAAAACUCUGAGAAUAUAUGUGACAGAGGUGUCUGUCUCCUUGAUCCCAUAUACAUGUCCAUUGAUUGUCCGACUGGUUUUCUACAGGAUUGGGCUCUAGGAGUGCUCCAUGCUAAAAUUAUUGCUGCUCUCACUCUGAUGGGCCCUCAGUGGUGGCUGAAGACUGUGAUCGAGCAGGUGGGUGUUAGACAGAUACUUUAAAUUUACAUAUUCAACCAUGUAAUAGUCAAAAGAUGUUUUUGUUUUCUUUCUAAGUAUCUGUUAACUUUGAGUAAGAAGAUUCUAGCCUGGAUUACAAAUAAGUCUGUGAAUGCAAUUGAAAUUGUAGUUUGCUUUGUUUGGGGUAUACAAAAAUAGCAGUAGGGCUGUUGAGUGUUGGAUCCUGCCUUUAGUAUGAGAAGCAGCAAUACAGUUCUGAUUUUCAAGUAAAGUAAGUAAACUGUAAAGGGCUAGAGGUUUGAUUUGAAGCUCAACAUCUGUAUUGUCGUUCAUGCCUUGCUUUGUAAAGUGCUUCCUGAUAAUUGUACAUGUGUAAAUACUUUGAACGCAGACUUUGUCUUAAAAAAAAAAGACAGAUGUGGAUUAAUGCAAUGACCAUUGUACAUCUUAAAAGUGUAUGUAUAAUUUAUUAAAUCAAACUGACAAUUUAUCUGAACGAGUUCUCUUUGAAUAAGAGCGAUGGUCUCAACCAGGAAGAUGUUA
Messenger RNA from Xyrichtys novacula (pearly razorfish), 17501 nucleotides. NCBI's taxonomy places the organism in Eukaryota, Metazoa, Chordata, Actinopteri, Labriformes, Labridae. The record is from the annotation of a GenBank genome assembly.